Molecule: messenger RNA, 1281 nt
Organism: Diaporthe citri
Lineage: Eukaryota; Fungi; Ascomycota; Sordariomycetes; Diaporthales; Diaporthaceae
Exons: 3
Coding region: 1-1281 (426 amino acids)
Source: RefSeq, a predicted model, not a curated record
AUGUGGAGAGUCCUAGGGUCGACGGCUGCACUCGCUGGGGCAGCUGCCGCGAUUCGCAGUGCUUCGUUAACAACUGCGGCGCCCAAGUGCCGCGUCCCUUACUCGUUGACCCGCAACGACUCCGACCCCAUCGGGGCAUGCUCCAGCGACCUACAGGUCAUCGGGGGUGUGCCAGAGGUUAUCCAUGAGAGUGCCAUAACUCCCACUGGCAUCGCGGUGGACCCCGAGCACAACAUCUUCAUUACGUACGCCCGCAACAUGGACAUGAAGAAUGACACCAUGACGAAGGCCACGUCUUUCACAGAAGAGAUCCCAUGGCCCUCUGAGCAGUGGCAGAACUGUGCAGAGGGCCAGAACGCCUCCACCUGUUUUAUCAAUGUGCAGAACGUCGUGCUUGACUCCGUUGGUGGCUGGUGGGUGAUCGAUUCUGGUGUUCCAAACGGCGCUGCAGUGCCAGUACCCGACGGGCCGAAAGUCAUCAACUUCAACUACACCACCGGCGAGGUCAUCCGGACCUACAUCUACCCGGUGGACCAGUGGUUCGCCAAGCUGCAGCUGAACGACAUGAGGGUCAACAACACCCUCGGACCCAGUGGCUACGCCUUCAUCACAGAGGAUACCCAGUACGGUUCCAUCAGCACCCUGGACCUGGGAACAGGCGAGUUUAUCCGCCACCUUUACAACACGACAUUCACCCGCCCCGACGAGAGGUUCACCUCCAUGUACAACGGCGAGCCGAUCCGCAACUGGAACGGCACCAAGCCGUCGUACAUGAACUCUGGUACGAACGGUAUCGCCCUGGCCUCCGGAAACGCCUACUGGGGGGUCAAGUCCUCCCACCGCUGGUACUUCGUCUCCCAGGAGGCACUGAUCAGCGGCCUCACCGACGAGGAGCUGGCCGCGAGGGUCCAAGUCCCCGGCAACAUACCCUCGGAGCAGGCGGGCUUCACCGCCGACGACAGGGGCCGUGUCUACACCAUGGCAUCCGAGCAAAACGCCAUCCUGUACGUCGACACCCUCGAGUCCGAGGUCACAGACCCGGCCACCGCCGUCCCCGCCGACGGCUCCGGCGUCGUGCCCGCGGAGAACCUCGCCCACAAGACUCUCAUCCGCAGCGGGCUGGUUCAGGCCGCAGACACGGCAUGUAUCCUUGACGGGUGGCUGUACUUCAGCACCAACCAGCAGGGCCUGGCCCCGAUGAGGCAGUACAACAACGUCGACCGACGGAGGGGGCCGUUCAGGAGCUACCGGUACUGGAUCGGCAGGGGUCCGGCUGUUUAG